CAAUUUAUAGAAUUUGUGUGCUAUGCCAAUAUUGAAUUAAUAAUUUUAAAUAGUUAUAUUAGUAUUAAAGUUAUAGCAUAUAUUUAUAAUAGGAAGGUUAAAUAUAAACAUUAAUAUUAUUUUGUUUCGUUUGAGAUUACUAUGAGUAGUCAUGAUAAUAGAUAUGAAAAAAUCAAAUUUUUGGGAGAAGGACAGUUUGCUACAGUAUAUCAAUCCAGAGAUACAAGAGAUGAUUCCAUAGUAGCCAUUAAAAAAAUUAAAUUAGGGUCAAGAGCCGAGGCCAAAGAUGGUAUCAACAGGACAGCUCUUAGAGAAAUAAAAUUAUUACAGGAACUGAGACAUGAGAACAUCAUUGGUCUAUUAGAUUCAUUUGGUCAUGACUCAGAAGUAUCCUUAGUAUUUGAUUUUAUGGAUACUGAUUUAGAAGUAAUAAUUAAAGAUACACGAAUUGUUCUUACACCAGCUCAUAUUAAAUCAUAUAUACUUCAAACAUUUUUAGGUCUUGAAUAUUUACAUUACAACUGGAUUUUACAUAGAGAUCUGAAACCAAAUAAUUUAUUAGUUAAUCGUAUUGGUAUUUUGAAAAUAGGGGAUUUUGGUUUAGCAAAAUUUUUUGGAUCACCUUCUAGAGUCAAUACCCAUCAAGUGGUAACACGCUGGUAUAGAGCCCCUGAACUCUUGUAUGGGGCUAGACAAUAUGGAGUUGGUAUAGAUCUGUGGGCAGUAGGCUGCAUUCUAGCUGAAUUACUACUCCGUGUUCCAUUUUUACCAGGUGAAAGUGAUUUAGAUCAGCUUACGAGAAUAUUUCAAGUUUUGGGCACACCAACAGAGGAUGAUUGGCCUGGUGUAUCAACUCUGCCUGAUUUUAUACAGUUUAAAACAUUUGUUCCUACUCCAUUAAGACAUAUAUUUUCUGCUGCUGGCGAUGAUUUGCUAGAUCUUAUCAGCAAACUGUUAUCUAUGUACCCAAUUAAGCGUGGUAAUUGCACAGAGAUUCUGAAAAUGUCAUAUUUCAGCAACAAACCCGCACCAACAAUAGGAAGCAAAUUGCCACUUCCAUCUUCAUUUGAUAAAAUUCAAGAAGAUAAACCUAGUUUAAAACGUAAGAUGCUUGAGAAUAUUGAUGGAGGUACAUUAGCCAAAAAACUUCAGUUUUAGUUCUAUAAUCUGACUGAACUAUUAAAUAA
Messenger RNA from Ctenocephalides felis (cat flea), 1187 nucleotides. It is a transcript of the gene Cdk7, whose product is annotated as cyclin-dependent kinase 7. Gene Ontology annotation, cellular component: transcription factor TFIIH holo complex; cytoplasm; transcription factor TFIIK complex. Gene Ontology annotation, molecular function: ATP binding; cyclin-dependent protein serine/threonine kinase activity; RNA polymerase II CTD heptapeptide repeat kinase activity. The record is from RefSeq and is a predicted model, not a curated record. Bases 142 to 1158 code for a protein of 338 amino acids. The transcript is spliced from 7 exons. Gene Ontology annotation, biological process: protein phosphorylation; positive regulation of transcription by RNA polymerase II. Lineage: Eukaryota; Metazoa; Arthropoda; Insecta; Siphonaptera; Pulicidae.